This is a messenger RNA of Dromiciops gliroides (monito del monte), 876 nucleotides long. RefSeq names its product ribosomal protein L7 (gene RPL7). The record is from RefSeq and is a predicted model, not a curated record. The transcript has 7 exons. Gene Ontology annotation, molecular function: RNA binding; structural constituent of ribosome. The coding region runs from base 35 to 814 and encodes 259 amino acids. Gene Ontology annotation, biological process: maturation of LSU-rRNA from tricistronic rRNA transcript (SSU-rRNA, 5.8S rRNA, LSU-rRNA). Gene Ontology annotation, cellular component: cytosolic large ribosomal subunit. NCBI's taxonomy places the organism in Eukaryota, Metazoa, Chordata, Mammalia, Microbiotheria, Microbiotheriidae.
CAACGCUUGCCAAGUCUUUAAGGGUUCAGUACGCAUGCGCGUACUUCCUCUUUUUCCAGCUGGAAUCAUGGCGGGCGCAGAAGAAAAGAAGAAGAAGGUGCCAUCUGCUCCAGAAUCCCUUCUGAAAAAGCGAAAGGCUUUUGCAAUUCUGAAGGCCAAACGCCUGAAGAAGAAAGUGGCUAUAAAAAAGCUACGUAAAAUACGGAGAAAAGUUAUCUAUGAAAAAGCUAAAGCUUACCACAAGGAGUACAGACAGAUGUACAGGAGUGAAAUCCGGCUGGCUAGAAUGGCACGCAAAGCUGGAAACUACUAUGUACCUGCUGAACCCAAGUUAGCUUUUGUGAUCAGAAUCAGAGGUAUCAAUGGUGUUAGCCCAAAGGUCCGAAAAGUGUUGCAGCUUCUUCGCCUUCGACAAAUCUUCAACGGCACCUUUGUUAAGCUUAACAAGGCUUCAAUUAACAUGCUGAGAAUUGUGGAGCCAUACAUUGCAUGGGGUUAUCCAAACCUGAAAUCGGUGAAUGACUUGAUUUACAAACGUGGCUAUGGCAAAAUCAAGAAACAGAGAAUUGCUCUGACUGAUAAUGCCCUUAUUGCAAAAUCUCUAGGUAAAUACGGAAUUAUCUGCAUGGAGGACUUGAUUCAUGAGAUAUACACUGUUGGCAAGCACUUCAAAGCUGCCAAUAACUUCUUGUGGCCCUUCAAAUUAUCUUCUCCUCGGGGUGGAAUGAAGAAAAAGACUACUCAUUUUGUGGAAGGUGGAGAUGCUGGUAACAGGGAAGACCAGAUCAACAGGCUUAUUAGAAGAAUGAACUAAAGGUCGUUACCAUGAUUGUUUUUCUAAUGGUCUGUUAAUAAAAAUGGCUGUGAUGAAAUCGA